GCCACCGACGCCGGGAUUUUGGUGCCGCCGCCGCGACCGCCGCUUCCUCUUCCGCACGCUGUUGUGCUUGGAAAUCGGAAAAUGUUCAAAACGGCGGCAAAAAAGGCCGAACCAUCGAAAAUGGAGAGAAGAAGGCCGCCGAUCUACCGACCGAGGUCGAGGACUGAAACAAGCUCAGUGAGCGGCACAAGAACAGACAGUGGACGUCUGCGUGGUGACGGCGGCGGCGGCAGCAGCGACGAAGACCUGAACCGCCAGCAGCAGGACCUGAGACAACGUCUGCAAGAGGAAGCCGCCCUUUACCGAAAACGUCUGGAAACUUACAAGCAGGCUCAACAAAACCAGGCUGCUCUAGUCAGCCGAUUACAAGCUAAAGUGCUGCAGUACAAACAGCGAUGUGCCGACCUGGAGUCUCAGAUGGCUGAGUGCUUAGAUCAGCCAGCCUCCUUGAAGGCCUACGCUUCAAUGCCUCCGCCUAGUAGAACGUCUACCGGGUUGGGCUCAGAAGCGUCCGGAUCAGCGCUGGAGCUUGCGCAGCAACAUCUGCGCGAAGUGCAAGAGGAGAGGAUAACUGAUCUGGAUGGCGCACUUCAGAGGCUGUUUGAUGAGCGUAAAAGAUCAGAAAAAUUGCUGCAGCUCAACAGAGUCUUACGCGAACAACUGGAAGAAUCCCACAGUACGAACGAAAUGCUUACCACUGAUCUUCAGAAGCUUACCAACGACUUCGAAACGCUGCGCGAAGAAAUGCUGAUCAAAGAAGACGAGUGGAAGGACGAGGAACAAGCCUUUAAUGACUACUACAGUACCGAACAUAAUCGCUUGCUGAAUCUCUGGCGGGACGUGGUGUCCGUAAAGCGCCACUUUAUGGACAUCCAAUCGAACACCGAACGAGAUUUGAUUAAAAUAAAAGCCGAAGUCUCGGACUUGGGACGGGAAAUGCUGAUGGCAUGCUCGAGGAUGGACUCUAAUGUUUUUGCAGAAAACAUAAUUAAUGCCAGGACUAAGCAAACAGCGAAAGACAGUGUGGAACUCCCGCACAUUGAAGCCGAGCUGGAGACACUGAAGAUGGAUAAGAUCAAGUACGAAACUGAGCUGCAGAUGAAGGACGAUCGCAUUCAACAGCUGAUCAGAGACAUUCAAAAUUUGGAGGACAGAUGUGUGGAAUCCGACCAAAACGUCUCCCAAGUGGUGAAAAUGCAAGAAGAAAUGGAGAUUCUGGAAUCCGCCUUACGCGACAUCGCCCAGGCCUUGAUCCAGGACGCCGAAACGAAAGAUCCAGAGAUUCUCCAGGCCACUCAUUUGCAUCUGAGCGCCUCAACGCCGGUUCCUCAAAAAUCGCCACGAAGAUCCGGUCGCGGUCUGGCCGCACCAACAGCUUUCGCGGAAAGCACUAUUUCGGCUGUUCAGGCAGCCCUGCAUAAAUAUCAGUCGUAUAUUCACGAACUACAGGUCAAACUCCAGUCAAAUAAGGAGCAACUGUUGUUGGUUCGCAAGCAGUUCGAAAAUUCGGAAAACAGCAACGCUGCUUUGGAAAAGCGCGCCAAAGAGUUAGUUGCCCAACUUGACGACAGUAGGGCGCAGUGCGCCCAAGUGAUUCAAGAGAGGGAUCAUCUGCACCAAUCGAUCGAUGCCCUUAAAUCGGAUAAGGCCCAGCUGGAUCGUAGUAGAGUCGAUUUGAAUUCUAUGCUGGAUUCGCUCAAUCAAGACUACGAUAAGCUGGCCAAAGCCCACAGCAAACUGCAGAAGGAGCUGGACUCCAACUACCAGGAGAAAGUGUUCCUACAGGCCGAAGUGGAACGACUGAACCAGGAGGCCGACUUACGAGAAAUCACCUUGCGGGGCGAAGAAGAUCGUUGCAGCCGCAUAAGAGAAGAGCUCCUAACGGUGCGAGAAGAACUCCACAAAGCCUGCUUGUCUCACGAUCUGCUGGAGCAGCAAAAACUGGAAGCUGACAGUCUGAUAUCGAGCCUGGAAAAAGUCAAGCAAGACUACGAACAUCAGCUGGGGCAACUGCUGGGCGAAAGCUCCAAUGUGCAGGAUUCCCUGGUGAAGAAGGAAACGAUUGCAGCCAAUCUGGAGAUCGACAAGAAGAAGCUGCAGGAUGAUCUAAAGAAGCUGGAGGACGAAAAAGCGGCCCUGCAAGCCCAGUGCAGCGACCAUCAGAGCGACAUCCAGUCCUUGCGCAAAGAGCUGCUGCAAGCCGAGCAGCACCGGCUGGAUCUGGAGUCCGACAAAGUCUCCUUGUCGGAGAAAUGUAAAUUUCUGGACAUCGAAAAAGGAAAAACUGAAAUGGAGCUCAAUCAGGUAACAAGGGAAAGGAACGACCUGAGCAAUCAGCUCACAGUGAUGGGACGAAAGCGGGACGCUCUAAACGAGGAGCUGAUGCGAUCCAGACAAAAGCUGGAACAAGCCAAUGAAACCAGCGCAAGAAUCAACCGAAAUCUUGAGGAAUUGGUAAAAGAAUGCGAAGACAAACAGUGCACAAUGGAUGCAAUGGACAAGGAGAUCCAGCGCAUCCAAGAGCUCCUGGCUGCAGUGCGCUCAGAAAAAGAAGCCCUCGAGGCCGUAUUGUUUGACACCCAAACCAACCUGGAAACUUCCGAGGAUAAAAAGACGCAGCUGGAAAAGGAUGUGCAGGAACUGCUACUCAAACAAGAGCAGUUCAAGUGCCAGGUGACAAAGCUAUCAAAGGAACUGGAGCGAUCGGAGAAGAAAUGCGCGGAAAUCAAAAGCAGCAUGGCCCAUCAGGCCGGCAACAAAGAAGUCGAGUUCAAGCAAACAGUGGAAAAACUGCGCCAGCAGAACGAAGACAAUGUGAAGAAGCUGACGGAGGAAAGGGAGAAGAUUCGGGUCUGUUUAGAGAAGCGGCUGCAGCAGUCGAUGCAACAGCUGAGCUCGGAAAAAAAUGCGGAAAUUCAGCAGCAGAGCGAUCGAAUUGAAGCGUUGCAGAACCACAUCGACAAUCUCUGUCAGCAACAUGAGGAAUUGAUGUUGAGGGCUGAGAACGACAAGCAGCAAGCGCUUCUUAUCGCCCAUCACGACCAAAAGGCCCUACACGACAAGCUGGAAUCGACCCGAAGAGAUCUGGAAGAAGAGCGCGAGACCCUCGAACGUCUGAAACGGGAAGCAACAAGUCGUUCCGACCAAGAUCGCGUCGCCAUCAAUCAACUGAAAGAUGAAUUGAACAAGUUUAAGGCCCGAUUGGAGGAAUCUAAGACGCGCAGUGAAGAGGAGAAGACAGCGCUGCAACAGAAAAUUGAGGAAAUCCGCAUCGAGAGAGACAACGCGCAAAAUGAGGCCGAGAACCUGAAAGUCCAGUUGCACCUUUGUGAGGACAAGAGCGAGAGCGUCAGCAAUUUACUGCACGAAACCACCAGAAAACUCAAAGAAGUGGAAAACAGCUCAGAAUGUUUGAGGAAGGAACUUACGGACGUGAGGCGUAUGUUGGCGGACAGCACGUUUGAAAAGGAAAAAUACCACAACACCAACAAGGAGUUGAGGGAUCAUGUGAAGAGAACGGAGAGCGAAAAGAGGGAACAAGCGCGGCAGCUGGAGGAUGCCCUCCAAAAGAUAUCCAGUCUAGAAGAAGUGAAAGGAUCGUUGGAUCAUGACCGCGCCCGCCUUCAGAACCACAUCCGGGAUCUAGAGAAGGAACAGCUGCAAACCGAGCACAAGGUGCAGAGCUUCCAGGAAGAACUGCAAAGAGCUCAGGCGGCCGGCAGUCAACAGCAGCAGGAGGAGAAGGAGCUGCAAUCCCGACUGUUGAACGAAGUGGAGGAGCGCGAGCGGUCCCAUCAAGAGCUGCACCAACUGAGAAAGCAGAUGUCUGAGCUGGAGAGAAAUCUGGAACAAACCAGGCAGGAGUUGAACAAGACCCGAAGUCAUUCGGGCCAACUAGAGGAGCAAUGGCAUGCACGCGAACAAGACCUGCUGGUCCAUUUGGAGGACAGCAGAGUGAAGGAAAAGCGGCUGGAGGACCAAAAGCACAAUUUAGAAGUCUGCUUGGUGGACGCCACUCAACAGAUACAAGAGCUGAAGGCCAAACUGGGAGGAGCUGAGGGAAGAGUGCGCGCCUUAGAAACGCAACUCACUCAACUGGAAUGUGCCAAACGGGAAAUCGAGCAAAAGCUCUUCAGCGUGGUGUCCACUUUGAGGAGAAUAGGAGGCAUCCAGCUGGAUGGUUCAGUUAGCAUGCCCUAUAGAUUGCUGAGUCCAUCACGCAGAUGGAGCCCGGCUAGAGGCCAUGAGGACAAAGACGGCUCUAUCGAUGUGGAUCCGGAGGUGGUGCGAAAAGGCGUGCGCAACCUGAUGCAACAAGUCGCUCAAAUCGAAAGAGAGCGGGACGACUACAAAACGCAGGUGGUCACCGCUAAAAAGCAACUGCAAGAAGCACAGGACACUCAGAGUAAAGGCGACCACAAAAUGACCAAAGUGUUGCAGAGCCUCCGAACCUUGCAGGAGGAAAAGGGAAAUUUGGAGGCCACUUUGGGGCAGAAGAACAUGGAACUGCAGGCGCAAAACGACGUCCUGCUGAAGAAAACCGAGGAGGCGAAGCAGAUGAGGGAGAAGGUGGUGUCUUUGGAACUGUCCCUGAGUGGGGAAAGCGACCAGAAGCACCACUAUGAGGAGAAAAUCGAAAAACUGAAGGUGGCCCUCAACCGAUCAGAGGCCGAGAAACGAAACCUGCAAGAAGAACUGGCCCGAACUGAGAGCAGAUCCACCAAACUGGAACUGCAAAGAAUGUCCACAGAGGGCGAUUUACAGAGGCUACAGAUGAUGCUGCAGGAAAAGGAUACCACUCUUCAAAAACUUCAAGAAAAGUGCGACCACCAAAGCAGAGCCUUGGCAAGCUUGGAGGAACGAUGCAUUUCACUCAAAUCAACCAUCGACCAAUUGAACUGCUCCUUGGAAAAGGCUUCAAACAGUGAAAGCGAGCUGAAAGCCGAAGUCCAAAGGCUGCAGCGCAGCUUGAUGGAGACGAUGUCCUCGCAGCAAACCGAGACCGAGAGGCUCAAACAUAUGCAAAAAGCGCUGACAAACUGUGAAAACGACCGGCGCGUGGUGAGCGAGCGAUUGGAGACCACGCAGAACAGUUUGGCGGAAAUGCGCCGCAACAACCAGAUCCUUCAGGAUCAAGUAACAAGACUGAAUAACGAAUUAGCGAAUAAUGAAGUACAAAAAUCUGGACUGGAAUCGCAGCUUAGACUGGCUCAAUGGCCUGCGGAUACUCAGAUGGGCUCUCAUCAGGAGGAGGAGUUGAGGAUGCAGCUGCAUUCGGUGCAAAAAGAACGCAAUGAGUUGAGGGGAAAAGUGGAUUCUAUGAACACCAAGGUGAGGCAAUUGGAAUCGGAAAACCGAAGCCUGGAACGCAUGGCCUCAAAAUCCGCCGCCUCCAUGCGCCCCAAAUUGUACGAUCGUCCUGAAAAAUCCUACGAUCGUCCCGAAAAGGCCUACGAACGUGCGGAAAAGUCGUUCAACCGUUUGGAUAAGUACGAAAGUGACUCGGCUGUAACCGAAAUCGACAAAUAUGAGCAGGAAAACCGCGAAUUGCGCCUGCGAGUUUCCAGACUGGAAUCAGAACUGACGGAAAAAGAAGUGGAAUUGGCCAGACUGAGGACCCAAAGACCGAGCUUGGAUGGAAAAUUCGACCGGGCCGAGAUUGAGCGAUACAGGGCGGCCCAACUGCAGGCCGAAAGACUGCUGGAAGCCCGCGAGCAGAGCCAUCGGCAGCAAGUCAGUCGCCUGGAAAGCCAAGUGAAGUUGUUGAGGGAGCAGCUGAACGAAGAAAUCAAGCGCAGGCAACAGUAUGUGCUGCGCAGCACCAAAGCGGGCAGGGAGAUGCAGCAGCUGAGGCAGGCUCUGGGCGAUUCCUUGCGCACUGUUUCCCAAGACCCUUCUUUGGAUGCCCUGCUUUUGGAGCAUGAAGCCAGAAAACUAGAUAACACUUUAUCGACCACUGCCAGUCUGCCACCGGCCUUAGGGCUGCCUUCGUCCUCGUCCUACAGACGCUCGAUGACGCCCCAACCCAAAUAAGAGAUUGUUUCGAAUUACGAACUAGUAUAAGCACACGAUGUUUGCUGUAGCUUUAGAGUGAGGUUUGUUUAACGUUCCUUAUCGGGUUUCAUUCAGAAUUCUCACCUAUCAAGGAUUAAUUUGUUUGGUUGAAUGUGCCCGAGUUUGGGGUAGCUUAAUUAUAACUAGACUUUUGUAUACCAAAGAAUGCUCGUUAGAUUGUAGGAACGUUUGUUGUUCGGGGGAAGGACCAAAAUCACCAGAAUUUCAUACUUAAGUAAGUAGUUAAAUAAUAAUUCACUUCAUCGAUUAGGUUGGUUUCGAGUAUUAACACUGUGUAUCGGUUAUUUAAAACGCAUCUUGCCACGUGUGAUUCAUGUCACAAAAACUAUGUAAAGGGAAAGCGAGUGAACGUGUACUUAACUCAAACGCAAAAUCCGCCCAUUCGAUAAUUUAGUUAAUUGUAAAGCAAGCUUUAGUAAAUACGUUUGUAACACGCA
Dendroctonus ponderosae (mountain pine beetle) is the source of this 6512-nucleotide messenger RNA. It is a transcript of the gene Root, whose product is annotated as rootletin. Bases 82 to 6033 code for a protein of 1983 amino acids. The record is from RefSeq and is a predicted model, not a curated record. The transcript has 32 exons. Lineage: Eukaryota; Metazoa; Arthropoda; Insecta; Coleoptera; Curculionidae.